Molecule: messenger RNA, 1491 nt
Organism: Tauraco erythrolophus (red-crested turaco)
Lineage: Eukaryota; Metazoa; Chordata; Aves; Musophagiformes; Musophagidae
Source: RefSeq, a predicted model, not a curated record
CAGUUCGCCGACCAAAAGCAAGAGUUCAACAAGCGCCCCACGAAGAUCGGCCGCCGCUCGCUUUCCCGCUCCAUCUCGCAGUCCUCGACGGACAGCUACAGCUCCGCUGCCUCCUACACAGACAGCUCUGAUGACGAGACCUCCCCCCGAGACAAGCAGCAGAAGAACUCCAAAGGCAGCAGUGAUUUCUGUGUGAAGAACAUAAAGCAGGCGGAAUUUGGGCGCCGAGAGAUUGAAAUUGCUGAACAAGAAAUGCCUGCGCUGAUGGCUUUGAGGAAGAGAGCUCAGGGAGAGAAGCCACUGGCCGGGGCCAAGAUCGUGGGCUGCACGCACAUCACCGCGCAGACGGCUGUCCUCAUGGAGACUCUGGGCGCGUUGGGUGCGCAGUGCCGAUGGGCUGCGUGCAACAUCUACUCCACUCUGAAUGAAGUGGCUGCUGCCCUUGCUGAGAGCGGGUUCCCCGUCUUCGCCUGGAAGGGAGAAUCCGAAGACGACUUCUGGUGGUGCAUCGAUCGCUGCGUCAACGUCGAAGGGUGGCAGCCCAACAUGAUCUUGGAUGACGGAGGAGAUCUGACUCACUGGAUUUACAAGAAAUAUCCCAACAUGUUUAAGAAGAUCAAGGGGAUCGUAGAGGAGAGCGUGACUGGUGUCCACAGGCUGUACCAGUUGUCCAAAGCAGGGAAGCUCUGCGUCCCAGCCAUGAAUGUCAACGACUCGGUCACAAAGCAGAAGUUUGACAACCUGUACUGCUGCAGAGAGUCCAUCCUGGAUGGCCUCAAAAGGACGACAGACAUGAUGUUUGGAGGCAAGCAAGUGGUGGUUUGUGGCUACGGGGAGGUUGGCAAGGGCUGCUGUGCUGCUUUGAAGGCCAUGGGCUCCAUAGUGUACGUGACAGAGAUCGAUCCGAUCUGUGCCCUCCAGGCCUGCAUGGAUGGAUUCCGGCUCGUGAAGCUCAAUGAAGUCAUCAGACAAGUUGACAUCGUCAUCACCUGCACAGGCAACAAGAACGUGGUGACCAGGGAACAUCUGGACCGGAUGAAGAACAGCUGCAUCGUCUGCAACAUGGGGCACUCCAACACCGAGAUCGACGUGGCCAGCCUGCGUACGCCCGAGCUGACCUGGGAGAGGGUGAGGUCCCAGGUGGACCACGUCAUCUGGCCAGACGGGAAGAGGAUAGUCCUUCUGGCAGAGCAGCGUCUCGCUCCGUAGCGGGCAGCAGUUACUUACCUAAGUGUCUUCUCCAUCCAGGCUUUGGCUUUGAUAGAGCUCUACAACGCUCCCGAAGGCCGCUACAAGCAAGACGUGUACUUGCUGCCUAAGAAAAUGGAUGAGUACGUGGCAAGCCUCCACCUCCCAACGUUCGACGCCCACCUGACGGAACUAACGGACGAACAAGCGAAAUACCUGGGGCUGAACAAGAACGGACCUUUCAAACCAAAUUACUACAGGCUGCUCUUUGCAGCCGACGCUGCAACGCGGUUUUUAGCGUGA